Macadamia integrifolia is the source of this 706-nucleotide messenger RNA. Its product is annotated as sm-like protein LSM8. The coding region runs from base 180 to 476 and encodes 98 amino acids. The transcript has 6 exons. Gene Ontology annotation, cellular component: precatalytic spliceosome; U4/U6 x U5 tri-snRNP complex; U6 snRNP. The record is from RefSeq and is a predicted model, not a curated record. Lineage: Eukaryota; Viridiplantae; Streptophyta; Magnoliopsida; Proteales; Proteaceae. Gene Ontology annotation, molecular function: RNA binding. Gene Ontology annotation, biological process: mRNA splicing, via spliceosome.
AUUUUACUUAUUUCUCUAAAACCACCUCUAAAACCCACAUUUUUCUCAAAAUUUGACGAGGCUGCAGCACUUUCAGACCAACCCUUCUCUCUCUCUCUCCUCAACCGGAAACAUACAUUUUUGAGAAUUUUGCAGAGUCUUCUGAAGUUUGGUAACUGAUUUUCAGAGGGGAUUUGGAGAUGUCAGGAGGGCCUGGACUCGAGUCGCUUGUUGAUCAACAAAUAUCAGUUAUAACAAAUGAUGGGCGUAAUAUAGUGGGAAUCCUAAAAGGUUUCGAUCAGGCUACAAAUAUCAUUCUUGAUGAGUCCCAUGAGCGGGUCUACUCCACAAAGGAAGGUGUCCAGCAACUUGUUUUAGGGUUGUACAUCAUCAGAGGGGACAACAUAAGCAUUGUCGGAGAAUUAGAUGAGGAGCUCGAUGCGAAUCUGGACUUGUCAAAACUGAGAGCACAUCCCCUAAAGCCUGUAAUCCACUAACUGGCAAGAAUAUAUUGGAAUUAUAUUCUAGAAUUUUCUCAACUGGAUCAAUGCAAUAGUUGCUAAAACAAUUGUAAACUAAACCCAACACAAGUGAGCCUUGCCCCAAUUAAAUGAGAAUGAAACAGUGUAAGUAGAGCAAAUUUUGAUUACCAGCUACCUAUAUUGACAGGAAGAUUGCUCCCUAUUUCAUAAGACGAUCAAUCAUUUGCUGUGUUAUUUGUGUAUCA